This is a messenger RNA of Thunnus maccoyii (southern bluefin tuna), 2523 nucleotides long. RefSeq names its product multidrug and toxin extrusion protein 1-like. The record is from RefSeq and is a predicted model, not a curated record. The transcript is spliced from 18 exons. Gene Ontology annotation, molecular function: xenobiotic transmembrane transporter activity; antiporter activity. Gene Ontology annotation, biological process: xenobiotic detoxification by transmembrane export across the plasma membrane. Gene Ontology annotation, cellular component: membrane. Lineage: Eukaryota; Metazoa; Chordata; Actinopteri; Scombriformes; Scombridae. Bases 321 to 2078 code for a protein of 585 amino acids.
UAAAGUGUGUAGUAUUUUUCUUUUACAUUUAUGCUGUGGGUUUGUAGAUUGCUGUAAUUAGCAUUGGUUGAUAUCGGUUGCUUGUCCCACAAGCUGUCUGUGAUGUGUCACAUUAUGGAUUGGGUAAACAUUGACAAAAUUGUCACCAAGAUGUUCGGUGCUUGCUUGGUGUCAUGGUCAACAGAGGAUUGUAAAGCUUGUGGGGGCAUCAGCAGUCACCAUGAACAACAGUUACCACCAGAGGCGAGGAGGCAGGAAGAGUCAAGGACCACAAAGGUCACAGAUCUCUGCCCAGCAGCAGCCAUGAUCUAGAAAAGAGUAUGGAAGAUUUAACUACAAAAAAUGCAUGUAAAGGAGUAAAUGGACAGUCCAAAACAGAACAAACACCUUCUGCUGCUGCUGCUCACGAUGUUGACUCAUGCUGCAGCGGUUGCCUGAAAAGCAUCAAGCUCUGGAUACCUGUGGACUACAAGAAUGAAACAGUUCAGUUUUUAACACUGGCAGGACCCAUGUUCAUUUCACAGUUGAUGACCUUCCUGAUCGGCUUCGUCAGCAUGGUGUUCUGCGGUCACCUGGGGAAAACAGAGCUCGCAGGGGUGGCAUUAGCAAUAGCGGUAAUAAAUGUCACAGGUAUUUCCAUUGGCUCUGGUCUGGCAUCAGCAUGUGAUACUCUCAUAUCUCAGACUUACGGCAGUGGUAACCUAAAGCGUGUGGGGGUGAUUUUACAAAGAGGGGUUUUGAUUCUGCUCUUAGCCUGUUUCCCCUGCUGGGCCCUUCUCAUUAACACUCAGCCCAUUCUGCUGGCUGUCAGGCAGAGCGCCGAGGUCGCCAGACUCUCCCAGCUGUAUGUGAAGAUCUUUAUGCCGGCUCUGCCAGCUGCCUUCAUGUACCAGCUGCAGCAGAGGUAUCUUCAGAAUCAGGGCAUCAUGUGGCCCCAGGUAAUAUCCGGAGCCGUAGGGAAUGUUUUAAAUGCAAUUAUCAACUACAUCUUUCUUAAUAUCCUGGAUCUGGGGAUCGCUGGAUCUGCAGCUGCCAACGCCAUUUCACAGUACUGCUUGGCUGUUUUUUUGUUUUUGUACAUCUGCUGCAGGGGGCUGCACAAAGCUACAUGGGACGGUUGGUCAAGAGAAUGUCUGCAGGAGUGGGGUCCCUUCCUCCAUCUGGCCAUCCCCAGCAUGCUGAUGCUUUGUCUGGAGUGGUGGCUUUAUGAAAUCGCAGGGUUCCUAGCAGGCAUGAUCAGUGAGGUUGAGCUGGGUGCUCAGUCUAUAAUUUAUGAACUGGCUACUAUCGCUUACAUGUUUCCAAUGGGUAUCUCUGUAGCUGCCAGUGUUCGGGUUGGAAAUGCUCUCGGUGCUGGGAACACAGAGCAAGCCAAGCUAUCCAGCAAGGUCUCCGUCGUCUGUGCACUUAUCUGCUCAUGUUUCAUUGGAGCUUGUCUUGGUGUGUCUAAGGAUGUGAUUGGUUACAUUUUCACCACAGAUAAAGAGAUUAUUCAGAGGGUGUCUGAUAUCAUGAAGAUGUACUGUUUCAUCCACGUUGCUGAGGCCUUUGCAGGUGUGACGGGAGGUAUUGUCAGGGGAACAGGGAAGCAAAUGGUUGGCGCUGUGUGUAAUCUGGUGGGUUACUACUUCAUUGGGUUCCCCAUCGGAGUGUCUUUGAUGUUCCCUGCAAAAAUGGGCAUCGUAGGGCUGUGGUCAGGGUUAUUAAUUUGUGUAUUGAUACAGUCCACAUUCUUCAUAGUUUUCCUUUGUAAACUGAACUGGAAGAAAGCCACUAAAGAGGCACUGGUAAGAGCAGGAGUCCACGUUAUGGAAAGGAACAACAUCUUUGGGAUAGAAAAUAACGCCCUGGACUCUGGUGAGAUGCAGGUAAAAACCAGUCGAUCCACUUCUUUGAAUCCAGUAGAGGGGAAGCUAGAAAAGCUCGGUGCAGGUCAGCGGGCAUCAGAUGGCGCGGCUCUGUCAGUGAGGCAGCUGGUAGUACGACGUGGCCUCGCUGUGCUGCUCAUGUUCAUCAUCCUCGCUGCUGGAGUCUUCAUCAGUGAGCUGCUCAUCAGACUGCUCAAAUUAGACGAGUGACCAUUAUUAGACCACAUCUGGGCAGCACAAAACAAAGCUCAGUGAGUCUGCCUUCGAGAGCAUAGACACAGCAGUGUGUUGCAGUAAAGUAUGUAAGGACCACUAUGCUCUUGUCUACAUACACAACUCUGGGUGUUAAACGUUUAAGUGAUUAGGAUGACAUAGAGGCAGCUUCCAUCUUCCAAUGCUGGCCUGUCUGAAACAAAUUCCCUCUCCAUGCUCCCAGUUUUUCAAUUUCAGGCCAUUUAUUAUGCACUAAUGAUGGGAAAAUAGCUGCUUUAUAAUGAAUUGUCUGUAAUGGCAUAAAGAAAUUAUUUCACAGUUUUGAAAACUUAAUUGUUGUUUGAGGUAAGUGAGUUCAGAUAAAUUCUAAGUAUUACCAUACUUUGUUUUUUGUCAUUACUUCAUAUUUAAAGGUCCAGUGUGUAGUAUUUAGUAAUAUCUA